Molecule: messenger RNA, 1219 nt
Organism: Cimex lectularius (bed bug)
Lineage: Eukaryota; Metazoa; Arthropoda; Insecta; Hemiptera; Cimicidae
Product: gamma-interferon-inducible lysosomal thiol reductase-like
Exons: 6
Coding region: 284-1012 (242 amino acids)
Molecular function (GO): oxidoreductase activity, acting on a sulfur group of donors, disulfide as acceptor
Source: RefSeq, a predicted model, not a curated record
UGGUGGGAAGCCGGAAAACCUUCCGUCAAGAAUUUUGGACGUAUUUAUCUAUUUACGUUAAUGCCAUUUGUCAAUCCAACGUAAGACAAGUGGGUAUGAUCGAUGUUUGCCGGAACAUUAAUUUGGCAAUUACACAUUUCAUACUCGAUAUUUACGGGUUGGACUUCCAAAUGGAACCGCCGGCAACGUGGAAUUUCGAUUAGGCAGUAGUUUUAUUCGCUUCUCCCUUGUUUUUAGGCUUUUCCCACGUAAUUUUGAUACUUUUUUCUUCACAUAUAAAAUUAUGAUUGCAACCAAGUUGAUAAAGACGAAAAUCAUAUUUGCAUUUACUUGCCUUCUCCUAUGGAUUCCACUUUAUAUAAUUGUUAGACAUUUAAUGACUUCUUCCAUCACUGAACAGAAAGGUGUUAAACUGGGACCUCUUCCUCAGUCGCAGCCAUUUGGCGAUAUUCCACAAGUAAAGGUGUCAGUUUAUUAUGAAAGCCUGUGUCCUGAUUCACAAUAUUUUGUCGUGGACCAAUUAGCACCUACUUUCAAAAGGCUGCCAUCUUUGGUCAAAACUGACCUUGUCCCUUAUGGAAAAGCGACUACGACAGAAGUUAAUAACGAUUAUAAAUUCACUUGUCAGCAUGGAGAGAUUGAAUGCCAGGGAAAUAUUUAUCACUCAUGCGUAAUUAAGCAUGUGAAGGACCAAGGGACUGCCCUUGAAGUUGUCCAGUGCAUGAUUUCUAAUAAUAUCGAUCCCGCUGGAAUAGCGUUGCAGUGUUGCGAAACGUACGGAGUUAAUUUUACAACCAUUUCAAGAUGUGCAGAAGGCAAAGAAGGAAGGAGAUUAUUGAAGUAUUUUGGCGAUAGAACCAAAAAUGACCUAUCGCCGCCUUUAGCUUUUGUUCCUACAGUAUUAAUAAAUGGAGAAAGAAGAAAUCAACCUUUGGUUUUAAAAAAUUUAUUUAAGGAAAUCUGUGCCUACUACAGAACGAUAUCCAAAGUUCCAAGAGAAUGUGAUACAUAGUCAAAUAUUCAGUGGAAAAGAAGAAAUUUUAAGAGGCAUGAUUUACGUGUGAUUUUUAAAUACUAUGAUAAUAAAAAUAUCAUUGAAACGGAUGAUGUUACAAACUUGCAUUAGUUCAACUUUUAUUGUUUUAUAUUGAAAUUGUUUAUAAUACUGUUAAAUAAACAUGUUCUAAAUGGUCUUUGUACUACUGGAAUUUUAACUAUU